Drepanopeziza brunnea f. sp. 'multigermtubi' MB_m1 is the source of this 1719-nucleotide messenger RNA. Lineage: Eukaryota; Fungi; Ascomycota; Leotiomycetes; Helotiales; Drepanopezizaceae. The record is from RefSeq and is a predicted model, not a curated record.
AUGAGCGGAAGAGCACCACAACGCUUCUGCCACUUUGCAAAGUACAACAAGUACAAGAGCGAACUGAUUUGGUUUGAUUUUACUUCAUCCAUCAGCCCUUUGACAUCUAUACAGAAACGUGAUCAUUUUCAUAGCUUUUUUUUGUGCAAUGCUCUGCUUUUAGGAAUCGCCAUCUCCACAAAGGUAUCGCAGGAUGUACCACUAAUCACUGUGCUCAAUGGCACAUACGCAGGCGUUCAUUCCUCCUCUUACAACCAAGACUUCUUCCUGGGAAUGCCUUUCGCAUACCCCCCUGGCGACGCAGACAGACCAAUUGCAUGUGGACUGCCCGUAUCUGAGGAUUGUUUGACAAUCAACGUCAUCCGACCUUCCAACUAUACUGAUCAGCUCCUACCUGUCGCUGUCUACAUCUACGGCGAAGGUUUCAUAAUGGGUGGCAGUGGUGAUCCUCGCCUGAAUUCAUCUUACUUGAUCCAAGACUCCAUCUCCAUCAAUGCCCCCAUCCUCGCAGUCAAUUUCAACUACCGUUUGUCUGCUUUUGGCUUCCUUGGUGGAUCCGAACUGUUUAAAGCAGGAGCUCUGACCCUCUGGCUCAGAAACCAGAGACUGGCACUCCGAUGGGUUCAGGGCUCUGUUGGCGCUCACCUCCUUGCGUACAAUGGCCGGAAUGAUGGUCUUUUUCGUGGACCCAUUUCUCUAUCGGGCUCGCCCGACGAGAUUUAUGCCAAACUCACCACCAGUGCUAGCUAUGAAAACGCAACAAAUACACUCGACUGUUUGAGGAAUGUUCCCCUUGAUAUUCUCGGCGACUUAGUGAACUCCACCGCAACAGCUAGAGCAAUAUGGAGACAAGCUCUGGACAAUAAUUUCGUUGUGGACCUCCCCAUUAGGCAGCUGGAGCGAGGCGACUUUGUCAAAGUGCCAUACCUACUGGGAUCAAAUACAGACGAUGGGUCAGAUUUUAUACCAGGGGCUAAUCUCGACCACAACACAUUAUAUCCUACAGUGCAGAUAAACACUGAUAACGAGUUCCUGAACUACAUCACAUUGCUUGGUGCCAACUCAACCACGGUUCCAAAGCUCCUCGAUCUUUACUCGCAAAACGCUACCGACCAGAUUCUUGCUACGUAUCCGAAUAACCUAGGACCUGAGGUGGGGUACCAGUACAAGCGGGCAGCCUACCAAUACCGCUGGAACGUGAUCCCCAACGGAAUACCCCGUCACAUUGGUGCCACCCACGCCAAGGAGAUCGUCUCCGUCUUCAACGACCUGAAAGGCUGGGACUAUGAUGUGAGCCCGUGGACGAACAGACCUCAAUCGUACCCCGAUCUCGCUUACACGAUGUCUACUACCUGGGCCGCUUUCGUCGCCACGGGGAACCCGAACCGGAACGGGAUCGACGGAGUUGGAACCGAGUGGCCGGUAUACAGCAACGAGUCAUCGAAGACCUUCGUCUUUGGUGCCAACGUUACGAGUUAUGUGAGGAUGACGCGACCCGCAGCGAGAGCAUCGACCCUCCGCAACGCCACCAUCGACUUGUACUCCCUCGCGGCGGAUCUUUUCUCCACAGGCAGAUCCAAUCCCCCGUGGAUCUUACAGUACGCACCACGCCGACACCACGCCGACUAUUCCGCCGUCGCGACGCCUCCUCCGAUCGCCGUAGACUUCUCUCCGCCCAUGCCAUUGUCGUCUAAGCUAAGCCACGUAGAGCAAGUAUAA